ACAUCAUCCACAUAAACACAUCCCUUUAGCCUUAUCUCGUUAUUAAUAUGUUGACUUCUUUAACUCGCUUCACAGUCGCUCUUGCUCUCACUUCAUCUGUUCUUGGUGCUGCUAUUCCAGUAGCGACAGUGACCACUGAUACCACCGCGACUGCUACUUCCUCUGCUGCUAGUAGUGAGGUCACUGCCGCUGGUGCUCUGUGGAAGAACAACGUUCAUGACAAGAUCUCUGAACCACCUGCAGUAACAGCAAUUGCAGAAGGCAGACUUGCUCCUUCCCGGCGGUCCGGAAACCUCUGGAGGGGGAGGGAACACGAAGAGGUCGCGCGUGAUGGCUUGGCACCCUCUCGCCGAUCCGGUGAACUCUGGGAGGGGAUCGAGCACCAAGAGGUCGCACGAGACGGAGGAGCACCCUCUCGCAGAUCUGGCGAGCUCUGGCGUGGACUUGAGCAUGAAGAGGUAGCACGAGACGGAGGAGCACCCUCUCGCAGAUCUGGCGAGCUCUGGCGCGGACUUGAACAUGAAGAGGUAGCACAAGACGGAGGAGCACCCUCUCGUAGAUCUGGCGAGCUCUGGCGCGGACUUGAGCAUGAAGAGGUAGCACGAGACGGAGGAGCACCCUCUCGCAGAUCUGGCGAGCUCUGGCGCGGCCUUGAACAUGAAGAGGUUUCCACUUCUCCUGAUGCUUGA
Molecule: messenger RNA, 689 nt
Organism: Suillus subalutaceus
Lineage: Eukaryota; Fungi; Basidiomycota; Agaricomycetes; Boletales; Suillaceae
Exons: 2
Coding region: 48-689 (213 amino acids)
Source: RefSeq, a predicted model, not a curated record